Molecule: messenger RNA, 1191 nt
Organism: Raphanus sativus (radish)
Lineage: Eukaryota; Viridiplantae; Streptophyta; Magnoliopsida; Brassicales; Brassicaceae
Exons: 10
Coding region: 164-982 (272 amino acids)
Biological process (GO): maturation of SSU-rRNA from tricistronic rRNA transcript (SSU-rRNA, 5.8S rRNA, LSU-rRNA)
Cellular component (GO): nucleolus; 90S preribosome
Source: RefSeq, a predicted model, not a curated record
GAAACUGACAAAAAUAAAAACCCUAAUUUGCUUUUUAAUCCCAUUCCCCAGUUUGUUAUUUUCAUCACUCCUCCUCCUUCGUCCUCAACUUGUCGCGCCGUUCUUCAUCGUUCUCGUUAACCGUCGUUACUUUUACAGAUUGUGUCUGGUUCAGAGUUUGACAAUGAAGGGAGAUAGUAAGUUUGAACCGAGCUCGAGUAAGAUUGUGUUUGACGACAGUGAAGACGAUGAUGAAGAUCAAUCCUUAUCGUCUCUGUCUUCUUCAGAUGAGGAAGAAGAAGAAGAGAAAGGGAAAGAGUUAACAUUGGAGGAAAUACAUAGAUUGCGUGCUGAUGGGUCUCGUCCUGCUGCUCCUUUGAAGCCAUCGUUUUCUCAAGUGAAGAAGAACACUGGUCGUGCUGCAGACAAGAACAUUACGUUCUCUGAAGCGAAGAAACCUGCUCGUGCAAACAAGAAUAGACCGGUAGAGUUAAGUUCCAGAAGACCCGUGAGUCGUUAUAGAGAGGUUAUUCAAGCUCCAAAGAAGGUGGUUCGGGAUCCUCGUUUUGACUCAUUGGCUGGAAACGCUGAUCCUGAGGGGUUCAGGAAGCGAUACAGUUUCUUUUUCGAGGAGAAACUUCCUGUAGAAAGAGAGGAACUGAAAAAGAAGCUAAAGAAAACAAAGAAUCCAGAAGAGGUCGACGAACUCAAGGACCAGUUAACUUAUGUUGAGAAGUUGUUGAAGUAUGAUCCAUCAACAAAUAGCAAAGGAAAGUCAAUAUUAACAGAACACAAAAAGAAAGAAAGAGAAGCCGCUAAGAUGGGCAAAAAACCUUACUAUCUCAAACAAUCUGAGAUCCGUAAACAAGAACUCAUCGAAAAGUACAACAGUCUCAAGGAAUCUGGUAAGCUUUCAUCGUUUCUUGACAAACGGAGGAAGAAGAAUGCAACGAAGGAUCAUAGGUACAUGCCCUAUCGUCGAGCCGGUGCUUCAGAGCAAUAGAGAGAGACAGUAUUGCUUUCUGACUUACCCUUUACGUUGGUUCGUUAAGGGCUUUGUGAUGAGAAUUGAAAUCCAAAUGUUACUUGUUUUUUUUGUUUGCUUGAUUGAGCCAUAUCAAGUACUGAUGUUGCUUAGACUUUGUUGUGGUUCUCUCCAGACACACGAAAGAACCAAAUAGAGUAAUCAAUAUAGUUUUUGUUGGACCAAAA